GGAAUGAACGCUGUCGCACAAAAUGGCGUUGGAGCUGUAUACAGUCUGUGUGUCCAGGACUAUAUUCUCCACCGGGAUGACGUCAUGACAGCAGCCCGGUACCCACCUGCGACUCCGGAUGUCUCGUUUGACUAGGACGUCGGUGGUGACGCUGCUGGUGGUGAUCAGCUGUGUUUUUCUUCUGGUCCAGGUCGCCUAUUACCGGAACUACGUCAACGCGCCCGCUCCUUCGCACCUUCCCAGCCACGUGACAUCCACCGACGUCCAAUGGGGGGUCAUCAAGAAGUUUCUGGCGCUAGGCCGCCGUUUUGGCCUUCACUUGUUCCUGGCUGAUACUGCAGCACUGGUGCUGCUCUCCCAGGAUGCUUCGCACUCAGCAUCACGCUGCAGCGUCCUCUGCACGCGCCCAAUCGUGACAUUUGGCCUGUUUGCAAGCCAAUGGAAGUAUGAGCCGCGUCUCCUGCUGGUGGCUAAAGAGAGCGGCUUUGAAGUUUUGGAGCUGCGAGGAGAGGACCCGCGGUUGGUGGGCCUGGACGUGAUGUCAUCACAGAGUGUGCCACUGUUCCUGCUGCUGGAGCUGCACGGCACCAUCAUCCAGGUGGUCUUCCUGUACGAGCGGAGUGGGAACUUCCUGUGGCACGGCGAGCUGCGCCUUCGUUCUCCUGUGGACCAAGCCUUCGCUCCAUUCAAGCAACUGGACUAUGGACGCCAUGCUGGCGCCUACGACAGGCCGCAGAUGAUACUGACAGUAGUGGACGGGCUGGACGUUCGCGUCCCUCAGAACAUCUCCCACUUCCUAUUCCAGAGGAAUCACUCGCGCUUCUUGGAGUGCCAUUACCAUGACGCCCGCAGCUUCUUGCAGAGCUACCCGGAAGACUCGAGUCCUGAGGCAGUGGACUUUCGACGUAAAGUGAAGCUGGUGCUUCGUCUGGCAUCAACAGUGCUUGACCGCCUGGGCAUCCCCUUCUGGAUCAGCAGUGGCACAUGCCUAGGCUGGUUCAGGCAGUGCGGUUUGAUCUCAUACAGUCGUGAUGUGGACAUUGGAAUUUUUAUCCAGGACUAUCGCGAUGACAUCAUGAAGGAGUUUAGCAAAGCUGGACUGUCACUCAAACACAAGUUUGGGAAGGUGGAAGACAGUCUGGAACUCUCCUUUGUGCUGAACGACGUCAAGUUGGACGUGUUCUUCUUCUACGAUGACGGCGACCUGGUGUGGAACGGAGGGACGCAGGCCAAGAGCGGCAGGAAGUUCAAAUACGUGUUCCCCAAGUUCUCUCUCUGCUGGGCCCAACUGCUGGAACUGAAGGUCAGAGUCCCAUGCCAGACACUGGACUACGUGAUGGCUAAUUAUGGCCCGUCCUGGAAUGUCCCGGUGAAAACAUGGGAUUGGAAGUCAUCGCCGAGCAAUGUGGAAGAAAAUGGAGUGUGGCCUCCUGCUGAGUGGGAGGAGCUGAUUCAGGUUCACUGAUGGGUGACAAACGGACCCUGAUUAGGACCGUGUCAGGUGACAGAACCCGACUGUGAGAAGGAAGAGCAUUCAGCUGACAAAGCAUUGUAAAGAUGUAAAAAAGAUCACCAUGUUCUGAUGAGCUCCUGGGCCCGACUAGCACCAGUGGUGGGAUCAGAGACAUGUUACUGAAGAUGAGGAAAUAAAGAGACUGAAGAAUGAUGUAAAAACAUCCAGUGAACAAUUGCAUCUUUUUGUCCACUGUGCUCACACUCCAGGGAGCACUUUCAAGAAGCAGGUUUAAAUAACCCAGAGAGGAAUCCAGAAGUGUGGGUCCUACUGUAGGAAUUGAUAAAACAUUUGACCAACAAAAAAGAAUUUCAAUGUAAACAAAAUUGUUUGUCCUUAAUAAUAAACUUCACACGCGGACAGCUGAUGAAACUUCACCUCCCUGUCAGAAGCAGAUUUGGAAGCGACUCUGAAAGU
Molecule: messenger RNA, 1930 nt
Organism: Synchiropus splendidus (mandarinfish)
Lineage: Eukaryota; Metazoa; Chordata; Actinopteri; Syngnathiformes; Callionymidae
Gene: fktn
Product: fukutin
Exons: 10
Coding region: 119-1465 (448 amino acids)
Cellular component (GO): Golgi membrane
Source: RefSeq, a predicted model, not a curated record